AGACCCGCUUUCCGCCUGGUCCGCCCAGCCCUCGGGCUGCCCUCAGCGCCCGCCCGUUUGCAGUUGCGGCCUCACCACAGACGGGUCUUCCUUAGCCCAGAGUGAGCGCGGGUUCCGAAGCCCGCGAGGAUAGGAGGUCGUGGUUCUCCUCACCCGCGCCAUGUCGGGCUGUCACGCUCCGGAGGGAGACUGCGGCUCGCGGCGCUGCAGCGCGCAGGACAAGGAACAUCCAAGAUACCUGAUUCCAGAGCUUUGCAAACAGUUUUACCAUUUGGGUUGGGUCACUGGGACUGGAGGAGGAAUUAGCUUGAAACAUGGCAAUGAAAUCUACAUUGCUCCUUCAGGAGUGCAAAAGGAACGGAUUCAGCCUGAAGAUAUGUUUGUUUGUGACAUCAAUGAACAGGACAUAAGUGGACCUCCGCCAUGUAAGAAUCUUAAAAAAAGCCAGUGUACUCCUCUUUUCAUGAAUGCUUACACAAUGAGAGGAGCAGGUGCAGUGAUUCAUACCCACUCAAAAGCUGCUGUCAUGGCCACCCUUCUCUUUCCAGGACGAGAGUUUAAAAUUACCCAUCAAGAGAUGAUCAAAGGAAUAAGGAAAUGUACUUCGGGAGGGUAUUACAGAUAUGAUGAUAUGUUAGUGGUACCCAUUAUUGAGAAUACACCUGAGGAGAAAGACCUCAAAGAACGAAUGGCUCGUGCAAUAAAUGAAUACCCUGACUCCUGCGCAGUCCUAGUCAGGCGUCAUGGCGUGUAUGUCUGGGGAGAAACCUGGGAGAAGGCCAAAACCAUGUGUGAGUGUUAUGACUAUUUGUUUGAUAUUGCUGUAUCGAUGAAGAGAGUCGGCCUGGAUCCUACACAGCUUCCAGUUGGAGAAAAUGGAAUUGUAUAAGCCAAAUGAAAGUUUAAUGAUAUACACCAAGUUUUUCUUAACUAUGACUCAAAUGAAACUUGACUAUUCUUUUUAAUGAAUUGAACAUUGCUGUGAUACUAUUAAUUUGUCACUAAGUACAAGAUGGCCACCCUGAAUCUCUUCUGACAUUGGAUGAUAUUUGCUUAUAUUUUUGUAAUUUUAAAUGACACUGCAGUGGAAUAAAAAUUAUUUCAUAAUGAA
This is a messenger RNA of Mustela erminea (ermine), 1111 nucleotides long. RefSeq names its product APAF1 interacting protein (gene APIP). Lineage: Eukaryota; Metazoa; Chordata; Mammalia; Carnivora; Mustelidae. The record is from RefSeq and is a predicted model, not a curated record. Gene Ontology annotation, molecular function: metal ion binding; methylthioribulose 1-phosphate dehydratase activity. Gene Ontology annotation, cellular component: cytoplasm. The transcript has 7 exons. Bases 161 to 889 code for a protein of 242 amino acids.